AUGGAAGCAAAGCCUGCGGAAGAACAGAUCUCCUACGAUCAGGACACCGGAGAGGCCCUGGAUGUGCCGAUUUAUUACACAGGAUGGCGACUCCACGGAAUCAGCGCCUGGCUUCUCCUCUCUCUUUUCGUCGCACAAAUGGACACAUCGAUAACGAGUACGGCCAUCUUGACAAUCACGGAUCAGUUGGGAGGGUUCGAAAAAUAUUCCUGGGUCUUCACGGCAUAUAUGCUGUCCUUUUGCGGGUUCCAGCUGGUCUGGGCGAAGCUCUCGGACAUCAUCUCCCGCAAAACGGCCAUCAUCAUAUCGCUGUCGAUGUUUACUUUAUUCUCUGGCGCAUGCGCAGCAAGCCGAACGCUUAUACAACUGAUAAUGUUUCGUUGGAUACAGAGAAUUGGAGGCGGUGGUAUUUUCGCCCUUACGCAACUUGUCUUCUUCGAGCUGGUACCACCAAUUCGGUGGCCAUUGUAUGUCAGCUUAGUCACCGGUGUAGUGGCAUUAUCGCUGGCUGUUGGGCCACUAAUUGGGGGUGCUAUUGCUCUUAGGGGCCAGUGGAAGUGGAUAUUUCUAUUGAACGUGCCGACCUGUGGUACGGCUCUCAUAGGGCUUUUCGUCAUAUUCCCCGCAAAACUUCGAAACGAACCUUCGGCACAGGACGACUCCGGCUCUUUUACAAUCAAAUCACUCCGUCGAAUUGAUGUCCUUGGAUCGCUAUUACUUCUUGGAGCAUGUUUGCUCAUAUCUACUGGAUUACAACAAGCUGCUCUGGGCUAUGCGUGGCAAUCGUCCUUGGUCCUUCCUCUACUACUCAUUACAGUACCACUCGUCGUCGCCUUUUUCAUUUGGGAGUGGUAUAUCACUUCUCGUCGGGGGUAUCCCGAACCUGUGUUCCCCUGGCGCUUCUGUCAGUCUCGCAUAAGAAUCGGCAUGAUGUUAAACACCUACCUUUGGGGUACAGUCCUUAUGAUUUGCCUGAUCCAAAUCCCACAGCGCUUCAUGACGGUCUAUGGCCUGUCACCAUUCAACGCUGCCCUUCGGCUCCUCACUUUUGGCGCGUUCGUACCAGCUGGGUCCAGUAUCGCAGCGGCUCUGAUGGGCAAAUUGAAGAUUCCACCAUGUUUCAUUAUUCUCGCCGGAGCUGCCUUGCAGCUAGUUGGUGCAAUCCUUCUCUCGGAUAUACCAACCGAUACGGUUAUUCACCCCAGGCAAUAUGGGUUUCAGAUACUUUUAGGGACCGGUAUAGGGUUUGUGGCAUGCGGGCUAAUUCUGCUUGUGCCGUUCGCAAUGGAAAAGCGAGACCUUGCGGUGGGGACGGCAUCGAUUUCCCAAUUUCGUGUCCUUGGCGGUCUCAUCAGCAUCGGCAUCGCAACCUCGCUUUCCACUCCCUAUCUCCGCACCCACCUUACGGACGUGCUCCCUCCUGAGCUCGCUUAUUCUGUGCUCGAGAAGACAGAGAACAUGUAUUCGCUACCUAUAGAAGUGCGCGAAGGCGUGAAGGCAGUCUUUGGUAAGAGCUUCAAUCUGCAGAUAAAGAUGGUGAUUGGCUUUAGCGCGGCACAGUUCCCAGCCACCUGGUUGAUGUGGACGGGGCAGACUGUUAAUCCUGUGGGAUGA
Molecule: messenger RNA, 1614 nt
Organism: Trematosphaeria pertusa
Lineage: Eukaryota; Fungi; Ascomycota; Dothideomycetes; Pleosporales; Trematosphaeriaceae
Product: MFS general substrate transporter
Exons: 5
Coding region: 1-1614 (537 amino acids)
Biological process (GO): transmembrane transport
Molecular function (GO): transmembrane transporter activity
Source: RefSeq, a predicted model, not a curated record